ACUGAAAGAAGCAGAAUGAAGGGCCUCGUAUUCAUGCUGCUGUGUGCCACAGUUACGUAUGCUUUGCCAAUACGAUCAGUUAGGAGAGAAGAAGAGAGGUCGCGGCUUAUUCAGAAAUACUUAGAAAAAUAUUACAACUUCACAUAUGAUGGACAACAGGAUGUAAAAUGGAAAGAUGGAAACUCCAUGGUUAGAAAAAUCCGAGAAAUGCAGGAAUUCAUUGGCCUGGAGGUGACGGGUGAAUUGGAUUCGAAGACUCUGGAGGUGAUUCAGAAACCAAGGUGUGGGAAUCCUGAUAUGGGGGACUUUGCUUUUUUUGGAGGACAACCCAAAUGGGAAAAGAAAGACUUGACCUACAAGAUACUGAACUAUACACCAGACAUGAAAGAAGCCGAUGUGGUCAAAGCCAUUGAGAAAGCUUUUCAGGCUUGGAGCCAAGUGACUCCGUUGACGUUCAGAAGGUCUGACGAAAGCACCGCUGACAUAAUGAUUUCUUUUGCUCACAGAGAGCAUGGUGAUUUCAACCCCUUUGAUGGGGCUGGCGGCACACUUGCCCAUGCCUAUGCACCCAGCAACACCAACAUUGGAGGAGAUGCCCAUUUUGAUGAGGAUGAAAACUGGACCAAAGACCAACAUGGCUCUAACUUGUUCGUUGUUGCUGCCCAUGAGUUUGGCCACUCACUUGGACUGUUCCAUUCCAAAGAUGGCAAUGCCUUGAUGUAUCCAGUUUAUAAGAGUCUCCAGAACAAUCAACCUAUCCUCUCUCGAGAUGACAUAGAAGGCAUUCAGCAACUCUAUGGAACACCAUCCAAUCCAUCUCAAGACCGAACAGAACAAAACGAAUCAAGACAACCCAGCAGACCCGCUGAACCUGUUUUACCAGCAACUUGUGAUCCACAGUUGACUUUUGAUGCUGUUACUACUUUUCGGGGAGAAAUAUUAUUCUUCAAAGACAAGCAAUUCUGGAGAAAGCGCCCCCAUAUGAAUCUGGUUGAAUUUAAUCCCAUCUCUUCAUUCUGGUCAUUUUUACUAUUGGGUAUCGAUGCUGCUUAUGAAAAUACGGACAAAGAUGAAGUACUACUUUUUAAAGGCAACCAGUUCUGGGCAGUGAAAGGCAAUUCCAGGCUACCUGGAUAUCCUAAGAACAUUCAGAGCUUGGGCUUCCCAGCCGAUGUCAGUAAUAUCGAUGCAGUGCUUUUCAAUGCAAAUGAAAGAAGAACAUACUUCUUUGUAUCUGAUAAAUAUUGGAGUUAUAAUGAAGGCAGCCAAACCCUGGAGAGGAGACCUAAAUGGAUAAGAAAUGACUUCCCAGGUAUUGAGGGGCAAGUCGAUGCUGCUUUUCAGUAUAACGGCAUCCUAUACUUCUUCAUUGGAGCAAAUCAAUAUGAGUUUAACCCUAAUUCCAGAAGAGUCACCCAGGUCACAAAAGCCAACAGCUGGUUUUCUUGCUAAGGAAAUGAAACCACUGAAGAUACAAACAUAAAUCCUAUUG
Molecule: messenger RNA, 1492 nt
Organism: Heteronotia binoei (common prickly gecko)
Lineage: Eukaryota; Metazoa; Chordata; Lepidosauria; Squamata; Gekkonidae
Product: stromelysin-1-like
Exons: 10
Coding region: 16-1452 (478 amino acids)
Biological process (GO): extracellular matrix organization; collagen catabolic process; proteolysis
Cellular component (GO): extracellular matrix
Molecular function (GO): zinc ion binding; metalloendopeptidase activity
Source: RefSeq, a predicted model, not a curated record